UAGGUAAUUAAAACAUUGCUAAAUUCAUUAGUUGCUCGUUCUAAAUAACACAAAGAAUACGUCUGCAAGACAUGGAUGAAAAGGAGAGGUGUAUGGGGGAAACCCCUCAAAAGGAUGUGGUCAAAGAUCGAUUUCCCAGAAUCGUUAUAAUUAUUUUGAUUGCCGAGUUUUGUGAACGCUUCUCUUAUUCUGGGAUGAGAGCAUUCUUGACGCUAUACCUGCGCAGUAAGCUCGACUACACAGACGACGGGGCAACAGAGAUCUACCACUUAUUCAGCACGCUCGUCUAUUUGUUCCCGAUAUUCGGAGGCAUCCUUGCAGAUAAUUAUCUGGGGAAAUAUAGAACGAUAUUCUACAUGUUGUUCGUGUAUGCCACUGGGAACAUCCUCGUUGCCGUCACCGCAGUACCCCAAUUAGCCCUUUCCGGCAGAUUAUGCACUCUUAUCGGUCUAUUCCUGAUAACAGUGGGUACUGGAGGCAUCAAGCCUUGUGUGAUGGCGUUUGGGGGAGAUCAGUUCAAACUUCCUGAUCAGGAGAAACAUCUGGCUAUCUACUUCAGCGUCCUCUACUUCACUCUUUGCACAGGAAGUCUAAUAGCUAAAGCCGUAUCGCCUAUUCUUAGAUCUGAGGUCAGCUGCUUUGGCGAUAAGGACUGUUAUUCCUUAGCUUUUGGUGCACCCAGUAUUAUUAUCAUUAUUUCUAUGAUAACUUUCGUGAGCGCAAAGAAGAGUUACGUGCUGAAAGAGCCUGAAGGAAAUGUCGUCUUCGACUUCAUUAAAUGUGUAGCGUUGGGUGUAAAGAACGCCGUACUAAAGAGGCGGAUAUCGUCCCGGUCGCACUGGCUGGACUCGACGGCCGACAGUUUCGACCCGGCCUUCAUCCGGGACGUGAAGCAGACCCUCAGCAUCCUGACGCUGUUCACUGUGCUGCCCGUGUUCUGGGCUCUUCUGGAUCAAUUGGGUUCCCGCUGGACACUGCAGGCUACCAAGAUGGACGGGCGGUUCUGGCUACUGACGGUGAAGCCGGACCAGAUGCAGGUGCUGGUGCCCACCUUCAUCCUGCUCAUCAUACCCACCAUGCAGAAGUGCGUGUACCCGUGGCUGCACGCGCGCGGGUUGCUACGGAACCCUCUGCACAAGCUGGUGGCGGGCGGCGCGCUGGCCGGUGUCGCCUUCAUCGCGUCCGGGACCCUCGAGAUCUACCUGAAGACCACCUAUCCGGAGCUGCCGCGCGCCGGCUACUCGCAGCUGCGUAUCUUCAACGGCCACCCCUGCCCCGUCUCUCUACACAACGACAACAUCACCUACAAUAUUGCCCCACUACAGCACUACUCCAAAAAGGACAUAAUUAUCACCGGCACAGCGAACAUUACCUUCGAACUGGGCGGCGACUGCAUAGAGCCCAGAGAACAAGUGUUUACUCUGUCAGAAGCAGCCGCUGUGUCGUAUUACCUCACGGGAGAUAAGUUCGAGAGAUACAUCGAUCACGUUCACAAAAGCCGCUCCGGAUUCCCCGUCGUCAGAUUCCUAGUAUCGGAUAACCUGAGUAACUCAAACAUGACUCUUUACAACAACAAGAGGGGAGAAAUAGAGGCGAAUAUUUCCGUGGGUGUGUCUCAGAGGCAUGAAGUAUACACGGCGAUGUAUUCCGUCACUGUCAAUGACACAGUGGUCUUGAAGGAUGUAGAGCUGGAGAGCGGCGGCGUUUACACCAUUAUGAUGGAUACAAUUGGAGACGAAUAUAAAACUGAGGUGUUAGUGAUUACUGCACCUAAUUCUAUAACAAUGGCGUGGAUGCUUCCACAAUUCCUGAUCAUGGCUGUAGCCGAGGUGCUGUUCGCGGUGAGCGGCAACGAGUUCGCGUUCAAGGAGGCCCCGGACAGCAUGCGGGCGGUGGUGUCGGCCUGCUUCCUGCUGACUGAAGCUGCCGGGAACGUCGUCAUCAUCGUCGUGUCGCGGCUCUGUGUCAACUACCAGCAGGAGACCCAGUUCUUCAUCUUCACAGCCAUGAUGUUCGUGUCGAUAGCCGUGUUCUACUGCAUGUCUCGCGGGUACCGGUUCACGGCCGAGCACAUCCCUAGCGUUGCGGGCACUAGGGACGCGCGCAAGGAUAGUGUGGUGCUGUACCACCAGGUCAAACAGGUCGAGGAAUGCACAGAUCAUUGAUUUAGGAGGUGCAUGCUGAGAAAAUAUUAUUUUUAAGUAUAAUGGCUGUGGAAAUGUGUUUUGUUGUCUUGUAAAAAGUACUUGUUAAAUAUAUAUUAUAGUUUAUUAAUA
Plutella xylostella (diamondback moth) is the source of this 2276-nucleotide messenger RNA. RefSeq names its product peptide transporter family 1. Gene Ontology annotation, molecular function: transmembrane transporter activity. The record is from RefSeq and is a predicted model, not a curated record. NCBI's taxonomy places the organism in Eukaryota, Metazoa, Arthropoda, Insecta, Lepidoptera, Plutellidae. Gene Ontology annotation, biological process: transmembrane transport. Gene Ontology annotation, cellular component: membrane.